UACAGCAGCGCUCGCGCUCCCUCUCUGGACUUUUGCCCUUUUCACUUUCUCUGGAGAAGAUUAGCCGAACACCAGCUCGGCGCGGCUCCGGACAUGUUUUCCCCGAAGGGGUCGAAGAAGCGGUCCGGGUUCGGGUCCAGGGAGCAGAUUUGUAUGGUUGAAUGUGGCUGUAAGCCCGCGUGCGCCUGUGGCUCGACCUGCGGCUCGACCUGCGACCCGACGCUGUGCGCGUCGGAGCUGAAGAGGAAUGGCCCAGACGACAACCCAACAGCCUUUGACAACUUGGCUUACAACUACGGAAGCCAUAGUGAACUCGACCUAUCGGCCAAACCAAUCUCCAGAAUCAGUUUCAAACUUCUGGGACUCGCCUCUGACCAACAAGCUGUGGAAACCACUCUCGGCCAGCUUAACGGAGUCUUUGCCAUCAUCUGGUCUGUGUCAGAUGGUUUACUCCAGGUGGACUACAAUACCUCCAUCACCACAACCAAAGCGAUCGCGCGGCAACUUCAGACCUUGGGAUGUAGAGUUGAAGCGGCCGUACGGAUUAAAGUGGGCGGGAUGCGAUGCCAGUCUUGCGUGCAGGCCAUCGAGGGGCAGUUUGGAGGGCUAUCAGGGGUCUCGCACAUCCAGGUGUCUCUUCAGGAUGCAACAGCUCUAAUCGUAUAUCAGCCUGUCCUCGUUACACAGCACGAACUAAGAGAUAAAAUCGAAGAUAUGGGAUUCGAUGCCGCUUUGUUACCUGAGGAGUCGUCUGACGGAGAUCUAAGCUACUGGCAGAGUGACUAUAUCGAUGCACCCGUUCAGACUGUAACUGUCUGGAUUGGUGGGAUGACCUGCAGGUCAUGUGUGCAGUCCAUAGAGGGCAGGAUCUCUCAGAUGAUUGGAGUGAAGUCCAUAAUGGUGUCAUUAAAGGAAGGGAAGGGAACAAUAUGCUUGGACCCCAGUCUGACUGCUCCAGAGCAUGUUAGGGCAGCUGUAGAAGAAAUGGGCUUUGACGCUUCACUUGAAGAGCCUCUUGUGAAUCAGGAAAAACAAGACCUGUGCUCAACCAGCAGGCUGGGAAUGAGCAACGGCGCUGGAUCUCAGGUAACCCCUUCGACCUGCCACAUCAGCUCCCCCGAAACGAAAGCAGAGAAAUGCUUCAUUCGUGUGACGGGAAUGACCUGCGCCUCCUGCGUGGCCAACAUUGAGAGACACAUCCUCAAACACAAGGGAAUCAUUGCAAUCCUGGUGUCUCUGAUGGCCGGAAAGGCGGAGGUGAAGUAUGAUCCAAAUCUCAUUGAUCCAUCCAGAGUGACUCAGCUCAUAGAGGACUUAGGCUUUGGUGCUGAGCUAUUAGAAGACAACGCAGGGGCACACGGGAAGCUGGAUCUGCAGAUAACAGGAAUGACGUGCGCGUCAUGCGUGCACAAAAUCGAGUCCAAACUCAUCACGACCAAAGGCAUCCACUCAGCCUCAGCGGCGCUGGCCACCCAAAGAGCUCACGUCAAGUUUGACCCAGAAAUCCUCGGAGCUCGUGAUAUUGUCAGGAUAAUUCAGAGCCUUGGAUUUGAGGCCAGUCUGGAGAAAGCUGGAUUCAAAAACAACCUCGACCACUCAGAGGAAAUCCGACAAUGGAAGAACUCCUUCCUGCUCAGCCUGGUCUUUGGCCUGCCAGUCAUGGGCCUCAUGAUCUAUAUGAUGAUAAUGGACAUCCAACACAAACAGCACGGAGGCUCCAUGCCUGAGGAACAGAAUGUGCUGCCGGGUCUUUCCCUCCUCAACCUGGCCUUUUUCCUCCUCUGUACACCCGUGCAGAUUUUUGGAGGGCGAUACUUCUACGUCCAGGCAUAUCGCUCACUAAAACACCGCACGGCCAACAUGGACGUGCUGAUCGUGCUGGCCACCUCCGUCGCCUACGUCUACUCCUGUGUGGUCCUCGUUGUGGCCAUAGCAGAGCAAGCCGCCCAGAGUCCCGUCACCUUUUUCGACACUCCGCCCAUGCUCUUCGUGUUUAUCGCUCUCGGACGAUGGCUGGAGCACAUUGCGAAGAGCAAAACCUCAGAAGCUUUGGCCAAAUUGAUGUCACUCCAGGCCACCGAAGCCACAGUGGUCACGUUAGGACCCGAUCGCCGUGUUGUCAGCGAGGAGCAGAUAGAGGUGGAGCUGGUCCAGCGGGGCGACGUCGUCAAAGUCGUCCCUGGAGGAAAGUUUCCCAUUGAUGGAAAAGUGAUUGAGGGAAGUUCUAUGGCGGACGAGUCCUUAAUUACAGGCGAGCCGAUGCCCGUCAGUAAAAAGGUGGGCAGCUUGGUGAUUGCGGGCUCCAUUAACGCUCACGGUGCCCUCCUGGUGGAAGCCACGCACGUCGGCGCUGAAACCACUCUGUCUCAGAUAGUUAAACUCGUUGAAGAGGCACAAACAUCAAAGGCUCCGAUUCAACAGUUUGCGGACAAAAUCAGCGGCUACUUUGUGCCCUUCAUUAUUUUUACGUCCCUGCUGACGCUGGUGGCUUGGAUUUCUGUUGGGUUUGUCAACUUUGACGUAGUGAAGGAGCACUUUCCGGGCUACAACCAGAACAUCUCCAAAGCGGAGGUUAUCGUCCGCUUCGCCUUCCAGGCGUCCAUCACGGUUUUGUCCAUCGCCUGCCCUUGCUCUCUGGGGUUGGCGACCCCGACAGCUGUAAUGGUGGGAACAGGAGUCGGGGCUCAAAACGGAAUCCUCAUCAAAGGAGGGGAGCCGCUGGAGAUGGCGCACAAGAUCGAUGUGGUGAUGUUCGAUAAAACCGGCACGAUAACAAACGGGGUACCGAAGGUGACCCGCGUGCUGGUGUUGUGGGAAAUGGCCCGCAUGCCCCUGAGGAAGAUCCUGGCGCUGGUCGGCACCGCAGAGGUCAGCAGCGAGCAUCCCCUGGGCGCGGCAGUGGCGAAAUACUGCAAAGACGAGCUGGGCUCGGACGCUCUGGGACGCUGCCAGGACUUCCAGGCGGUUCCCGGCUGCGGGAUCAGCUGCCGAGUGUCCGACGUGGAGCAUCUGCUGCAGCGGAGCGACGAGGUUUUCUUCCUGCCGGGAGUCACCACAGACGAAAGCAGGCUUUUGGCUGCCGAGGAGCCCACCCCCACAGCUGAGGGGGCAUCGUACUCUGUCCUGAUCGGGAACAGAGAGUGGAUGAGGAGAAAUGGCCACCACAUCAAAGCGGAUGUCGAUGCCGCCAUGUCGAGCCACGAAACCAAAGGACAGACCGCCAUAUUGGUGGCUAUAGAUGGUGUUCUGUGUGCCAUGUUGGCCAUCGCAGACACGGUGAAAGCGGAGUCAGCGCUAGCGGUGCACACCCUGAGCAGCAUGGGCAUCGAGGUGGCCAUGAUAACCGGCGACAACAGGCGUACGGCCAAAGCCAUAGCUGCACAGGUGGGGAUCAGGAAAGUGUUUGCAGAGGUGCUGCCAUCGCAUAAGGUGGCCAAAGUUCAGGAGCUGCAGGACCGAGGGCAUCGUGUGGCCAUGGUGGGGGACGGCGUCAACGACUCGCCCGCCUUGGCCUGCGCUGAUGUCGGCAUCGCCAUCGGCACCGGCACGGAUGUGGCCAUCGAAGCGGCCGACAUCGUCCUGAUCAGGAACGACCUGCUGGACGUGGUGGCCAGCAUCGAGCUGUCCAAGAGGACAGUGCGCAGGAUCAGGAUCAACUUUGUUUUCGCUCUGAUCUACAACCUGCUCGGGAUUCCAGUGGCUGCAGGUGUGUUUAUGUCCAUUGGGCUUGUCCUGCAGCCGUGGAUGGGAUCGGCUGCCAUGGCCGCCUCUUCUCUGUCAGUGGUUCUGUCCUCUCUGCUCCUGAGGACGUAUAGAAAGACAUCGUCUGAGCUGUACGAGUCCCGCGCCAGAGGCCACAUGGGGAGCCUUCGGUCAUCUCAGAUUAUCACACGUCUGGGCCUGGACGGGCAGCGCCGCAGCCCUGCCCUCUCCCACGCUUCCCGAGCAGACGGGCCCAUGAGCGUCUGAGCUGCUCUCUACCGGAUCACCGGACGGCAGAUGAUUCUGACAUUUAAAAAAAAAGAAAAAUUAAAUAAGGGAAAUAAAAUCUUAGUUCUUGUGUUUACAA
Poeciliopsis prolifica (blackstripe livebearer) is the source of this 4069-nucleotide messenger RNA. It is a transcript of the gene atp7b, whose product is annotated as ATPase copper transporting beta. The record is from RefSeq and is a predicted model, not a curated record. Gene Ontology annotation, molecular function: ATP hydrolysis activity; ATP binding; copper ion binding. The transcript is spliced from 20 exons. Gene Ontology annotation, biological process: monoatomic cation transport; copper ion homeostasis. Gene Ontology annotation, cellular component: membrane; perinuclear region of cytoplasm; trans-Golgi network. Lineage: Eukaryota; Metazoa; Chordata; Actinopteri; Cyprinodontiformes; Poeciliidae. Bases 94 to 3969 code for a protein of 1291 amino acids.